AUGUAUGUUUCCCAAGUUCAAGGUUCAAAGGUACCGCGCACGCUCAGCGCAGCACUCGGCAAGACUCCGGUGUGUCCAUCGACGUGGAAUGAGCAUCGGAAGAGCUCCUUCAGUGUGGACGGAAAUCAUGUGGGGCCCGUGGGUCUGCUUGAGUUUCAUCAGUGCUUUGGCCGGGAGAAUCGCUACGCCGUCGAGGAGAACGAUGAUGAAUUAAUCAUCGAAAUGGGCCUUAUGGAGAAGACAAUCAACAUUGUAUGUUGCAAAAAGUUCCUUGGGUCCGUCAGCGUCACGCCUGAACUCUACAAAUGGAAUCAUUUCUGUGUCUCUCUGAACUUGAAAGCUCGCAAGGUCCAGGUUCUGUACAAUGAUGUGUUCACAGAGUUGGAAACAGAAGAUCCGACUGCAGUGCGAGGCGGAGGCAGGCUGGUGGUCGGCCAGGAAUUAGACUCCACUGGCGGAGGCUUCGACGUUCACCAAAUCCUUGACGGGAGGAUAGCAGACUAUAGAUUUUAUACUGUGGCUCUUAGUAUUGAGGAGAUGAGGGACUUUGUCAAUUUUUGCCACUCAAAGACUCCAAAGGAGCCUCUUUUGGAUCUCUUAAAUGGCAAACUUCAGAGCAAGGGUUCAGUAACAAUGCUCAAAAUCACUGAACAUGAGAUUCGUAAAGAAGACUCCAGGCGAAACAUAUUGUUCCCAUAUAAAAUGGACUAUGAGAGAGCUGUGAAAUGGUGUAGGAAGAUCAAUGGAACACUUAGUGUUCCAAGGAGUAAGGAAGAAAAUACUUGGAUGUAUGACAACUUCCUGAAGUUCAAUCAGCAUUGCACAGGGUUAUGGCGUAAUCAGUACUGGAUUGGAGUGUUGGGCAAUCUGUCAUCAAACCUCUGGGUGGCAGACUCGGACCAAAAGCCAAUAACCUAUGGGAACUUCUACCCGGAUUGGGGUAAACCUUCGGCAAAGUUCCAGUGCCUCUCAAUGAUCAUGGAGCCAUACAUGUGGUCUGCAACAGCGUGUAGCACAGAGACGUGCGUCGUGUGCAACUUCACGAGGACUCCAACCUUGAGGCUGCGGGGGCUGUGCAGUGAGUCGCUGCUGGACCGAACCUUUUCUAUCGGCGACUAUGAAGACAAACAGCUGGCGCUGGACGGGCAGACGCAUACCAGGAUCAUUUGGGCGCAAGGCACGUGGAGGAUGGAAAGUCGCCUCUACGAGAAUCUGGAAGCUUGGAUCGUCGGGGAUAAGCAGGAAGAACUUCCCGUUGGCGUGCAUACUUGGCAAGUCAGGGGGGACGUGUGUGAAGACGAGAAGAUGCAGUUGUUGCUGACCUUUUGCGGUAAGGACUUGUACACCUGCAAUGAUGGCACCUGCAUCAGCAUGGACGGCAGGUGUAAUCAGAGGACUGACUGUGACGAUCAGAGCGACGAAAUGAACUGCAGUUUGAUCAGAAUCCCCGCGGGCUAUUCGAACCGCCUUCCGCCGCCAACGAUGUACUCGGACCUUCUUCCGAUCGCGUUCUCCAUUAACAUUACCUCCAUAAGGGAGAUUAAUUUGGUCUCCUCCACCGUCACCAUGGACGUCGUCUGGCAACUCAGAUGGGCCGACGGGCGGCUUCGGUAUUUCGAGUUACAUCACGACUACCGGACCAACAGACUGAGAGACUCCCAGGUCGUGUGGAAACCUGAGAUCACCCUGAGGGACGACACCCACAGCUCCGUGGAUAAAAUACUGCACUCUGAUUUCCUUUAUGUUCUGCGUGCAGGCUUGCCACUGCCUGACGAUGACACCACCAUCAGCGAAGAUGACGAGUAUAAGGGAUCUGAGAACAUACUUGUGCAGGAGCAAGAGGUCACACUCACGGUUCGAUGUCAGUUUGACCUCCAGAUGUAUCCGUUCGACCAACAGCGCUGCGCCAUUGUUAUCAAGAUUCAAGAUCUUUCUGCGGAUUUCUUCAGCUUUAUCAAGGAGGGCCCAGGGGUGAUGUACCUGGGCAAUCGGCGCCUGCUGGAAUACCACGUGGUGGGAGAGACCUUUUCCAUCCUCGCUCGGGACGGCACGAACUACCUCAGGGUUGAACUAAAAUUCAGGAACCUUUACGGGUUCUACCUGAGCAAUACCUUCCUGCCGACCUUCAUGCUGGUCUUCAUUUGCUGCACGACCCUUUGCUUCGACAUCAACGACUUCCAGGACCGCAUCAUGGUCUCGCUGACGUCCCUUCUGGUGAUGGCCACCAUCUUCGUCCAGACGAGCGAGAACAUCACCAAGACCUCGUACCUCAAGUUCAUUGAUCUCUGGUUUGUGGCGAUGAUGAGCGAGGACUUCUUCAUCAUCCUGGGGCUGGUGGUGGUGGAGGUGCUGCGGAUGCGCGAGGAGAAGCGCGGCCUUUGGCGGGGCCCGGCUCGGGAGCUCCUGCGGGCGGCCACAGUCAACAAAAUCUUCCUUGUGAUCUUCUUCGCCUCGCUCGUCACGAUGCUGUGCUGCUUUAUGCUGCUGUGCUACCUAGAGCUCAAUAAAGAUGGCUGAGGCGAGACGAAGAUCAGGGAAAAUGAAAUGGCAAAUGUGUUGAAGAUGUUCGUUAAUGAGGCAACAGCAUUUCUUGCGAAGGUAGCUCUCCUCCUCAUUUCUUUUGAAUCGUCAUAGUUGUUAGUGAUCGUCGCUCCCACGCAAAGGAAUUCAUCGACAGUUUCCACAACUUCAUCAUUGAUUAUAAGAUUAUGCUCUGUCUGAUAGUCUCUUUCUACUCCCAUUAUUAUGCUUUUGCUCACAUUUAAGUAUAGUCCUACUUCUCUUUUUCUUGAUUACUGAAGAGAAUAAAUCUUGACAUGAAUAAGUGUGUAUUUUUUUUGUAAUCGAUAAAAUGAGUAAAGAUUCUUAUUAUGUU
Molecule: messenger RNA, 2875 nt
Organism: Penaeus chinensis
Lineage: Eukaryota; Metazoa; Arthropoda; Malacostraca; Decapoda; Penaeidae
Exons: 12
Coding region: 1-2517 (838 amino acids)
Biological process (GO): nervous system process; chemical synaptic transmission; signal transduction
Cellular component (GO): membrane; neuron projection; synapse
Molecular function (GO): extracellular ligand-gated monoatomic ion channel activity; protein binding; neurotransmitter receptor activity
Source: RefSeq, a predicted model, not a curated record